Messenger RNA from Aspergillus alliaceus, 2369 nucleotides. RefSeq lists its product as uncharacterized. The coding region runs from base 259 to 1767 and encodes 502 amino acids. The record is from RefSeq and is a predicted model, not a curated record. The transcript is spliced from 2 exons. NCBI's taxonomy places the organism in Eukaryota, Fungi, Ascomycota, Eurotiomycetes, Eurotiales, Aspergillaceae.
GGCCAAAGAUGGUGAGAGCCUUUCCAUUCGCACUCUCGCUCUCUCUCUCUCAUACCAUACCAUCACAAUCAUCACCACCAUCGCCAAACCCACCACUAUCAUCGCUAUCAUUAUCACAACAAUCGUCAAAAUGGACCUGAUAUCGUGUUGAAUGAUUUUAGGGGGCGUUGACUUGACUGAAUCUCGAUUUGUUUACGAUUAGAACCCAUUUUCUAUCCCUACCUUCCUAUACUCGGUACCCUACGACACACCACUACUAUGACCGCCACCCUCGAACGAAGUUUGUCUCGUACUUCGAGCAUGUCCAUGCCUAUCUCUAGCCCUAGACUUUCUCUCCUACAUGAGACUACACCACCUAGCUUAUCCGACCCUGCCCUUUCUCACAUUCACGACCGUUUAACCCUACUUGAUUCGCGUGUCCUGGAAUUACGCUCGACAGUUCUGACAAAGGACGGCUAUAUUGACCGGCGAAACCGGGAAGAUGAACACAUUCGUCGGGAGUUCGAGGCCCAUCGCUCCAUCUCCAAUCGGAUCGAUCUAAACGUGGUCGCAUUGAGGACGGAUGUGGAUCAGCUGAAGUCGGGAGUGUUCCAGCUAAAAUCGAGCAUUGGCCAGACUGGCAAUGAGACCGUCUUCUUACGCAGCGAUGUUGAUCGUUUGUCGAAGAAUAUCGAACAGAUCCAGUCGGAUAUCGAACAGGUUCAGACGGAUGUGUGUGGAUGUCGUGUGGAGAUCAGCAAACUACACGCGACCAUCAGCCAGCUUCGUACCGAUCUGAUCACUCUUCAGCAUGAAACGUCACGGCAUUUGAAUUCUGUCUUUGACCGGUUUUCCCUGAUCGAAUCCCGAAUGAAGCAUUCGGAACGCGUCCGUUUCAACUCGUUGGCCCACACCACUCAUGCUCCAAUCACACCGGUACCCGUUGUGGAAGACGACGGCACGCUUCAGUGGCCAGAAUACUUCCCUCGUACGGUUUGGCGCUUCUGGUGCCUUAAGAAGCGCAGUCGAAUCAACCGGUUGGUUCAGUUGGCGGAUUUCUAUCAACUUGGAGGCUAUCAAUAUUGGGGUCGAAUGCACCAGACGGAGAUUGCGUUUGCCAGCGAUGGUGACUCUAGCGAUUCCAGUGACUACCCAUCGAAUUUGACGCGGGCCGAAGCAGUCCGCUUGUACCCUGAAGCUGCACAUCAGGCACUGGCUGCCACCUUGGGGUUGGUUUAUUAUAAGAUCAGGAACGAGGUUGGAGAAGGGCCGAAUACUCAUAUUACUCGUCCUCCCAAGCGGCAACAGGAGGAUGUGCCGUCGGUGUCAUCCGGCUCCAAGCCGAAACCGGUGAAAAUGGCUCGCCGUCCCAACAACUUGUCGCCUACCGCCCUGCACCGAUUAAUUACUGGACCAUCGCUGGAGUCGAAGUCGAUGGCAUCGGAUGAGUCGGACAAGCUUGGAUGGAAUGCACAUUCAGAAGUGUCUGAUGAGGCCAUGAGCAAGCUGCGCGGGCUCGUCUCUGAGGAAGUCGGCACAAUACUUCGAGCUCUGGAACGUGGGCGGAUUAGGUUGAAGCCAGGUCGGAAUGAGCGUCAGAACCUGUCCCCCACCGAAUCCAAGACCGGUGCCCGCAAUGGCCGGUACGGUGCCGAUGGAGCACAGGAUGACGACGCGAGGACCAUACCGAACACGGUCCCCACGGAGAUUUUGUCGUUCUCAGACAAGACCGAGGAACACGAGCUAGAACUCCCGGAAACCGAGUCUGAUGCGACUAGUCCAUUGUGAUAUUAUCAUGAGAUGGCUUAGAAGACAUCGUGAUAGCAUUCUAACAGGUAUUGUUAUUGACAGUUUGUUCUCUACACAUCUUAUUAAAGACGUGUAACAAGCGAUCACGGCACUCCACAGAUUGCUAUCCUAGACAGAGUAUGAUUGACUCGACUGGGAUAGUGCUCUCAAAAGCGCCCAUGUUCGCUAGAAGCGUUCUCCAUGUGCAGGUCGACUGGAUAGGGCACACCAGACGCCCGUGUUGUCUCUUGCGACUGAGAGUUAGCUGCAUUCCAUUUUUUGGGUACGCUAGGAUACGGCAAGCUUUAUGAGUUACACAACUUGCGAGGCUUGCCGCAUCCCAGCAUUGAACGAAUAGAGUACCUUAGCAGUUUGGUGGCCUACCAAGUCCUGCUCAAGGUGACACAAUACUUCCCUUAACACAGACGGCUGCGUCUUGAGUCCAGUGGCUCGUAAUCCAUGAUUCGCAUUGGUUGGCAUGAUAAGGCGCCCUGGAUGGAUAUGUAUACAAGAUACCCUUUUGAUGGAUUUUUGAAGAAUUUUUUUUCUUUUUUUUUUUUUUUUCUGUUCUGGGAUUUAGCGUUAGAUACCUUACAUUUGGC